Plasmodium vivax (malaria parasite P. vivax) is the source of this 1797-nucleotide messenger RNA. RefSeq names its product ferredoxin--NADP reductase, putative. The transcript has a single exon. The coding region runs from base 1 to 1104 and encodes 367 amino acids. Lineage: Eukaryota; Apicomplexa; Aconoidasida; Haemosporida; Plasmodiidae. The record is from RefSeq and is a predicted model, not a curated record. Gene Ontology annotation, molecular function: oxidoreductase activity.
AUGAAACUGCCAGUGGCGCUGCUACUACUUCCGGUGGUACUGCUACUCCUGCCAGCGGCCACCGGCGGGGGGGUGACCUCGCACAAGGUUAGCGCAUGUCCAGCGUGGGAAAAAAAAAAAUAUGAAAUUAAAAAGGCAUUCUUUGUGAAGAGCGCCUCAACCAUAUGCAAGAAGAGGAAACCCCUCCGACAUUUCACCAACGCAGAGGGGAAUAGCUACACAAAUGUUUACACAAUUAGGAACCCACUAAGGUGUAAAGUGGUCGAUAAGGUAAAGCUCGUGAGACAAAAUGCUCUGCAUGAAGUGUAUAACCUGGAGAUAGACCACGGGGGGAUGUUCAAAUAUUUGGAGGGGCACUCAUGCGGGGUCAUUCCCUAUUAUGAAGAGGUGGUCCAAACAGACGACAAAAAUAACCCCCAAGAGGGGGGGAAAAAAGGGGGGAAAAAAUGCGCAAGGCUUUAUUCUAUAUCCUCCAGUAACUCUAAUAAUCUCUCCAUAGCCAUCAGAAUUCAUACCUACGAGGCAGAAAAGAACGGACACCUGCAUCUGCAAUAUGGGUACUGCUCAGGGUACAUAAAAGGGUUAAAGAAAAAUGAUAAUAUAUAUUUAACGGGGGCACACGGAUGCUUCGUUCUUCCAAACAAUGUGCUGGAAGAAAACACGAAUUUGAUUUUAAUUGCCACGGGAACGGGUAUCUCUCCGUACAUUGCUUUUUUAAAAAAAAUUUGGGGAAACCAAAAAGGUAAUUUUCCACAAAAGAAGCCAUCCUAUAAAGGCCAAAUUUACCUCUUCUAUGGAGUGUACAAUGAAGACUCAAUUCUGUACCUUCAGGAGCUCCAACAGUUUGUUAAGAUGCACCCGGGCAACUUCCACGUGGAGUAUGUCUUCUCUUCUGCAAAAAAUUUGGAUGGCACUUCCCAUCAUGUGCAAGACGAAAUAUACAGGAGGAGAGAAAACUUCUUGCGCCUUUUUAAUGAUCUCAAAUGCGAGCUUUACAUUUGUGGCCAUAAAUCCAUCAGGGCCAAAAUUAUGGAAAUCCUAAAGGGGGACGACCAGGUAUGGGACGCCGAGAAGAGGAAGCGCGUUCACGUUGAGGUUUACUAGGUUUGCAUAAAACGCCACUGUUGGGUUUGCUGCGAGACGGGGAAUGCACUUCGCGUAGCGGUUGGUCAGCGGUGUGAGGUUCGUCCUGCCCCCAACCCUAUUGGCGUAUUAUCCUUUUUGCUUCUUUUUUGCUUCUUUUUUUUGUGGACGCCGCAAAGGGUCGAUAAAAAAAUGUCACUCGUUUGGGAUGUGCACAGGGGCGAAGAACAAUUGCAUAAUCAUAUGCAAACACCUCUGCGUGAGUGCUCCUCUGCGUGGGUGCGUACCUUCCCGCCGCCCUGGUCAGUCCCUCUUCUUCCCGCCGAAUAACGUAAAGUAACUCAGCAGGGAGUGGGAGAAGAAGUCGAAGCACACGUUGCAGCAGCAGAGGAACAGCACCAGGACGCUCACCACGUAGAUUAGCCACCACAUGGCGUACGCCGCUGCGAUUAGGGGAGAGCAGGAAUGAGCGGUGGUGAGCGGUGGUGAGCGGUGUUAAGCGGUGUUAAGCGGUAGUUAUCGGCAGCUAUCGAUGGCUUGCUUUACUGUGCAACAACUCGCAACCGCCGCAACAGCGCGCGGAAACUAACCCGGCGUGUGGUAAACCACGUACUUGGAGAGCCCCCUCGUGAUUUGUACUGCGAAGGGCAAAAAGGGGAAGGGUGAAAAUGCACAGCGUAUCGGAAGCAAUGCCAACCUGCGCAUGUGCACGCU